This is a messenger RNA of Tremella mesenterica DSM 1558, 591 nucleotides long. RefSeq lists its product as uncharacterized. Bases 1 to 591 code for a protein of 196 amino acids. The record is from RefSeq and is a predicted model, not a curated record. NCBI's taxonomy places the organism in Eukaryota, Fungi, Basidiomycota, Tremellomycetes, Tremellales, Tremellaceae. The transcript has 2 exons.
AUGAUUACAGAUUCCAUCGUUCAGGCGGCAGGAGAUCCUAUUCCGCCCCUCAUGAAACAACGCAAUGAACUUAUAUCAGCCAUGAGACAAGAAGGAAUUUGGAUCACUUGUAAAAAUUGUAGAUCCAGACCUUCCUUGCCUUUACGCGGAAUGACGGGCGGGGACGUCUAUCCCGGUUUUGAAGGGUUGUUUCUUGGACCUGAAGGACCUCAAUACCCUGGGUCUUCCGAAGAGCUAUUUAUCCCCCCUCUGGUGGCCAUGACCACUGUUGAUUCCCAACCAACCCAUGGGCUGCAUGGAAGCAAGGUGUCGGAGACAUCUCCAACACCCAGCUCAUGUGAAUUUGAGGUUGACAAUUCCGUGAAUGAGAACCACUUCAAUAGUAGCAGUGAAGAUACAGAACAGAAUAUGGCUCACACUUCAGACGCUUUCGGCGAUUUUACUUGGUUCAAUGCUCCAGUUGGAUCUCCCCUUGUGCACUACCGAGGAGGUGGUGUGUUUGCUGAACCGCAAAGCCAUGAUCCCAUGAGAUCUGAAGCUGAGUAUCUGUCCAACAGAACAUGCAGUGAUCCACUCUUCAGCAGUAAGUAA